CCCGUGACGUGCUGAGUUGGCCGGCUGCCGGGCUGGACCUCAGCCUUUCCCCGCCUGGGGCCGCCGCGGCACCAUUGGUGGCUCCGCGUCUCCAAAAGGGACCCUCUGACUCUUCGCUGGGCCAGUACAGUGCUGGGUCGUGGAGCUUCGCACAACUCCCGCUGGUCGCUGACCGGGAUCCCUCCUCCCCAGAGUUGCGAGCAACUUUACCCUCUUCCUGGCGCUGCAGUGGCUCGCGGACCUUGGCCACCGCAGGUAGCUGAACCCGGACGACGCUCCCCGCGCCUCGGCUGCGCGCGCGCGUAGGUCGCUCUCUCUCUGGGUGCACGCUGGGGGUCCCCGAGCUGGGCUCUGCGGGCGAGAUGCCCCUGGGACACAUCAUGAGGCUGGAUCUGGAGAAAAUUGCCCUGGAAUACAUCGUGCCCUGUCUGCACGAGGUCGGCUUCUGUUACCUGGACAACUUCUUGGGCGAGGUGGUGGGCGACUGCGUCCUGGAGCGCGUCAAGCAGCUGCACAGCAACGGAGUGCUGCGGGACGGCCAGCUGGCGGGGCCGCGCGCUGGCGUUUCCAAGCGGCACCUGCGGGGCGACCAGAUCACGUGGAUCGGGGGCAACGAGGAGGGUUGCGAGGCCAUCAGCUUCCUCCUGUCUCUUAUCGACAGGCUGGUCCUGUACUGCGGGAGCCGUCUGGGCAAAUACUACGUCAAGGAGAGGUCCAAGGCAAUGGUGGCUUGCUACCCAGGAAAUGGAACAGGUUACGUUCGACAUGUAGACAACCCCAACGGUGACGGCCGCUGUAUCACCUGCAUCUACUAUCUGAACAAAAAUUGGGAUUCCAAGCUACACGGUGGGGUCCUGCGGAUAUUUCCAGAAGGGAAAUCAUUUGUAGCAGAUGUGGAGCCCAUUUUCGACAGACUCUUGUUCUUCUGGUCAGAUCGCAGGAACCCACAUGAAGUCCAGCCUUCCUAUGCGACCAGAUACGCUAUGACUGUUUGGUACUUUGAUGCUGAUGAAAGGGCAGAAGCCAAAAAGAAAUUCCGGAAUUUAACUAGGAAAACAGAAUCUGCCCUCACUGAAGACUGACAGAGUGUGCUCUGAAAUCUGCUGGCCUCAUUCAGUUUAGCAACGGUUCCUGAAUCCUAAGAGUUGAUACCCAAAGAAAAAGAAGGCCUCUUCAGUGAUUCUGUGAUGAGAAAACCCCCCUACGGCUUACAUCAUUCACAACCCUGUCUUGCGAGUGGUACUUUUUGUUUUCUUGCCAAGACUGCGUCCACCUUCAGACACUCUCUUUGCCAGAUGAACUCAUUUGCUAACUCCAAAAAUACCUGCAGACGACCUCGCUGGCCAGCGAUUUAGCUGAUAGAUUUAGUAACACUGUCUACCAAAAUGAGAGUCCGGAAACAUGGGUGAGGGAAUGAAUCUUACUUGCACUUUAUGUACACUUCCUGAUUUGAAAGGAGGAGGUUUGCAAAGACAAAAAAAGAAAAAAAAAGAUGAUAGAUGCCAUAGAGAGGUGUCAUUGAAGCCUUAACAGUAAGAAACAGAAAUCUGUGUCAUCUGAACAAUUUCCAGAUGUUCUUAAUCCAGGGCUGUUGGGGUUUCUGGAGAGUUAUCACAACCUAAUAACAUUAUUACCUCUAGAAAGGGCUGCUGUCAUUAUCAUCAAUUUAUAAGUGUCCUGAGAGUAGACACUCCUUUUUCCUGGUCCUGCAACCUGGACCUUCUGCCUCCGCCCCAUUUUGCUGAAAAUAUGACCUUCUGAUCAAAGAUGACAACACCAUUUAUUUUCUAUUUUUUCACUUCUUACUUGGAGAACCUAAUUCCUCAGAGGCAAAAACUAAACGUUAAUUGUUUUAGCUGCUUUGUUGAAAUGGACUUUGAAUUUAUAUCAAAGGGGAAAAAAAAAUCUACCUGGUAGUUUAGUCAGCAACCUCUGAUAAUGGUGUCGAAAGACCUGGGUCUUCCGACAUACGACAAAUGUGUGCAUCUUGAACAGUCUGAGAGUGGAGGUGGAGUUGGAAAUGUGGGCAUUCUCAUUUUUCAGUUUUCCUUUUUAAUGAGCUCACCCUUCUUCUUCAGCAAAAUAAGAAAAAUAACAAAAAAUAGGGUGCUGUAUUUUAAAAAGGAAGUGGAAAUAAAACAAAAAAAUGCUGAAAAGCUGUUUGAGUUCUUUCCCAUUUUCUCCCCUAAGUUGCCUUUUUCAACAGACUUGCCUGUCCAGAUCCAGUGUGGCCAGAAUCACGGAGUUGGCUAUAAUUCUGGAGGGUCCUAUCACUGCAGAAGCACAGAAUCUGCUGCCUCAAGAACUCUAUCGAGUGCCUAUUUUAUGAAUGUUACUCUUCCUGGUUUUCAGUUCCAUUUUCAUAGUUUUAAAAUCCUUUUAAUUUCCUGCUUGAACAUCAGAGCCAGAAAUAUUUUGUCAUUUACUGAUAUAUAGACGUUCUAAGAAAGAAGCUUAUUUUUUCUUCUCCUGGUUUUAGCAAAUUUUGAAAUAAAAUGUGUCUUCAGUCUCAUAACUGCUCUCUUUUUCCCAUAGUACUUAUCAACUUCUAACUUACUAUGUAAUUAUUUAUUAUGUUUAUUAUCUUGUAUACUUCCUCUAGAGUGUAAGCACAAAGAAGACAGGGAUUUUUGUAUGUUUUUAAUCAAUGGAAUGUAUCUCCAGCACCUAAAAUAGUGCCUGGCACACAGUAAAGGCUCAGUAAAUACGUAUUGAAUAAACUCACUCUGCUACCUUA
Rhinolophus ferrumequinum (greater horseshoe bat) is the source of this 2737-nucleotide messenger RNA. It is a transcript of the gene EGLN3, whose product is annotated as egl-9 family hypoxia inducible factor 3. Gene Ontology annotation, cellular component: nucleus; cytoplasm. Gene Ontology annotation, molecular function: ferrous iron binding; L-ascorbic acid binding; peptidyl-proline 4-dioxygenase activity. NCBI's taxonomy places the organism in Eukaryota, Metazoa, Chordata, Mammalia, Chiroptera, Rhinolophidae. Gene Ontology annotation, biological process: peptidyl-proline hydroxylation to 4-hydroxy-L-proline; cellular response to hypoxia. The coding region runs from base 363 to 1082 and encodes 239 amino acids. The record is from RefSeq and is a predicted model, not a curated record. The transcript has 5 exons.